AUGGACGACUCAAUGGCAGAGUCCGACUUUGCCAUGGACGCCAGCAGUGAUUUUGAGCUGCCCAAGAAGGCUGCUGCUAAGAAGGCUCCUGCAAAGAAGGCUGCUGCUGCGCCCAAGCCAAAAGCUGCUCCCAAGAAGCAAACCACCCUCAAGACGACCAAGACGACAAAAGCAACCACAAAGAAGCCGCCGACACCGAUAAGUGACGACGAGAACUCCGACGCCGACAUUCACUUCGACAACGACGGCGACGACAGCCUGCUCGCCGACACUCCUCCCAAGAAGGCCGCACCCAAGAAAGCACCAGCGAAGAAGGCAGCAAAGCCACUACAAGAAAUCGACAACGAGAGUUUCGCAGCCGAAGGCGCAGACAUGGACGCCGAAGACGACAAGAUGGUCCAGCCCAAGCCCAAGAAGGGCAGCGCCACCUCACAAUACCAGAAGCUCACCCAGCUCGAGCACAUCAUCAAGCGCCCCGACACAUACAUCGGUUCUGUCGAACGCCUCGAGAAACAGAUGUGGGUCUACAAUUCCGAGAACGAAGCCAUCGAGAGCCGCGAGAUCAGCUACGUACCCGGUCUGUACAAGAUUUUCGACGAGAUCCUGGUCAACGCCGCCGACAACAAGCAGCGCGACAAGAGCAUGAACGAGAUCAAGGUCUGGAUCGAUCGCGAAAAGGGCGAAAUCUCGGUGCGCAACAACGGCCGCGGUAUUCCUGUUGAGAUGCACGAGAAGGAGGGCAUCUACAUUCCCGAGAUGAUCUUUGGUCACCUUCUAACAUCCUCCAACUACGACGACGACGAGCAAAAGGUCACUGGUGGAAGAAACGGUUACGGUGCAAAGCUGUGUAACGUUUUCAGCACGAAAUUCAUCCUCGAGACGGUCGAUUCAAAACAAGGNAAAAAGUACUCUCAAACAUGGCACGACAACAUGACGAGGAAGGACAAGGCCAAGAUUACCGCGGCCAAGAGCGACGACUAUACCAGAAUCACCUUCUACCCUGACUUUUCGAAAUUCAACAUGGACAAGAUGGACGACGAUUUCGAAGCCCUGGCUAAACGUCGUGUUUACGACAUGGCUGGUACCUGUCCUGGUGUCAAAGUCUUCCUUAACGAUACCCGCAUCAAGAUUACCAAGUUCAAGCAGUACAUGGAAAUGUACACCAAGGCCAUCAAGACCGAAAGCUUGAUCAACGAAGGAGUCAACAACCAGGUCAUUCUAACUGACAACCCCAACGAGCGAUGGGAGGUCGGUUUUGCUGUUUCUGAUGGCUCUUUUCAGCAAGUUUCCUUUGUCAACUCGAUCGCCACUACUUCAGGAGGUACCCACGUCAACUAUGUCGCCGAUCAGAUUAUCAACAAGCUGCUGGAAAUCGUCAAGAAAAAGAACAAGGGUGGUGUAGCGCUCAAGCCUGCUCAGAUCCGUAACCACAUCUUCCUUUUCGUCAACUGCUUGAUUGUCAACCCAGCAUUCAACUCGCAAACCAAGGAACAGCUCACAACAAAGGCCUCCCAGUUUGGUAGCAAAUGUGUACUCGGCGACAAGUUCCUCAAGGAUAUCGCCAAGACAGAGGCCGUCAACAACAUCAUGCACUUUGCUCAGCAAAAGGCCGACCAGGUCUUGAAGAAGUCGGAUGGCAACCGCCGUACGCGCAUGAGCAAUACCAAACUCACAGACGCCAACAAGGCUGGUACCAAGGACGGUUACAAGUGUACUCUGAUCUUGACAGAAGGUGACUCGGCCGCUAUGCUUGCGCUUGCAGGUCGAGCUGUCGUCAACCAAGAUCUGUUCGGUGUCUUCCCUCUGCGUGGUAAGAUGUUGAACGUUCGUGAUGCAUCCAUCGACCAGAUCUCCAAGAACGCCGAAAUCCAAAACAUCAAGCAGUUUAUGGGACUGCAGCAUAAGAAGGAGUACACUGACACGAAGAGUCUUCGCUAUGGUCAUUUGAUGAUCAUGACCGAUCAGGAUCACGAUGGCAGUCAUAUCAAGGGUCUUUUGAUCAACUUCCUCCAAGUCCAGUUCCCCAGCUUGCUCAAGAUUCCUGGCUUCCUCUUGGAAUUCAUCACACCUAUCGUCAAGGUCUGGAAGGGCGAUCCGAAGUUCCCCAGAGCAAAGAAGGACUUCUUCACAAUGCCCGAGUAUGAGGCAUGGAGACAAGAGCCUGGUCAUGACAAGGGUUGGGACCACAAGUACUACAAGGGUUUGGGUACUUCGGAUACCAGAGAUGCCGAGAUCUACUUUAGUGAUCUAGACAAGCAUCUCAAGGAGUUUCACACCAUGCAAGAGCACGAGAAGCAGUUGAUCGACCUCGCUUUCAGCAAGAAAAAGGCCGACGACCGCAAGAUGUGGCUCCAGAACUUCGUGCCCGGAACUUAUCUCGACAUGUCUGGCAAGGAGAAGAUCAGCUACGACGAUUUCAUCAACAAGGAGCUCAUUCUCUUCAGUAUGGCUGACAACUUCCGUUCCAUCCCUUCUCUAGUCGAUGGUUUCAAGCCUGGUCAGCGCAAGAUCUUGUACACAGCUCUCAGGAGAAACCUGAAGAAGGAUGUCAAAGUUGUUGAACUUGCUGGUUCAGUCUCAGGUCUGACCGCAUACUCUUACGGCGAAACUUCCCUGCAACAGACCAUCAUUGGUCUCGCUCAGACUUUUGUGGGCUCCAACAAUAUCAACGUGCUCGAGCCUAGUGGUAACUUUGGUAGUCGUCUCCAAGGUGGUAGCGACGCAGCCAGCGCUCGUUACAUCUACACUCGUCUGUCUCCUUUCGCUCGUCGCAUCUUCAAUGCCCACGAUGAGCCCCUUCUCACAUACAACACCGAUGAUGGCAAGACAAUCGAGCCAGAGACAUACAUCCCCGUUGUUCCCAUGGUGUUGAUCAACGGUGCUGACGGUAUCGGUACUGGUUGGUCAACUUCCAUCCCCAACUACAACCCUGCAGACGUCAUUGAGAAUAUUAGACUCAGAAUGGCUGGUAGCUCAAAGGCAGACAUGAAGCCCAUGCAGCCUUGGUUCCGUGGCUGGAAGGGUGAGGUUGAGGAUAUUGGCAACGGUCGAUUCAAAUUCACUGGUAUCAUUGAGCACAAGGAUGACAACACUGUUGAAGUCACAGAAUUACCUGUUCGCUUCUGGACUCAGGACUUCAAGGCCCACCUUGAGGAAAUCAUCAAGGCUGAGAAGACACCCUCGUUCAUCAAGGACUACAGCGAGUACAACACACCUGAAAAGGUUCACUUCAUCAUUACUCUUGACGACAAGGGCAUGAAGGUUGCACUUGACAAAGGCUUGGAAGACCAGUUCAAACUCAGCAGAACCAUGGCAACCACAAACUUGGUCGCUUUCGAUGGUCAAGGCCGCAUUCACAAGUACGAGACUCCUCUUGACAUCAUGGAAGAGUUCUAUCACAUCCGUCUUGCAUUCUACGAGAAGAGAAAGCAAUACCUUCUCAACGAGAUGCAGAAGGAACUUGACAAGCUGAGCAACCAGUCUCGUUUCGUCCAAAUGAUCAUCGAUGGCAAGCUUACUGUCUCGAAGAAGAAGAAGUCCGUCCUUGUUGCCGAGCUCCACAAGCUCAACUUCAAGCCCAUCCCCAAGCUGUCAGAUGCCAAGAAGCAGGGCGAGUUUGAAGAAGUUGUUGAAGAAGAGGACGAUGCCGAGGACCCUGCACCUGGUGCCAACGACUUCGACUACCUUCUGGGCAUGGCCAUCUGGUCUUUGACACAAGAGAGAGUUGAGAAGCUCCUCAGGCAGAUCGGCGACAAGGAGGCCGAGGUUGACGCUCUUAUCAAGCUCUCACCCAAGGACCUCUGGACCAAGGACUUGGACGAGCUUCUCGAGGAAUGGCAUACUCAGUUGGAAGUUGAGGAGACACGUGCGAAGAAAUCGAAGGGCAAGGGCCGUCGCACUUCUCACAAGCUCGGUCUGUUGGGCAACAGCAAGAAGCGCAAGUCGGACGAUAGCGACGACGACGACGAUGAUGACUUCGUUGUUUCUAAGAAACCGAAAACCGCCGCCAGAUCGACCGCCGCUUCGAAGACUGCUCCAGCGGCAAGGUCCAAGGUUUCGAAGGGUGCGACGGGGCUGCUUGACAAUUUCCUUGUCAAGCCCGCUGCCAGCAAACCAACUGGUGUGUUCCCUGUUGUUGAUGGAAUCGAGCAGCAGCCUGUUGAAGCGCCCCCGGCAGUCAAGGCAGGUUUGAUCGCGCCUUCAGACAUUACCAAGCCACUCGUGAAGAGAAAGCCGACCAAGCUUGAGGACUCUGACGAUGAUAUCGAGAUGGUCACCAAGCCGGUUGCCAAAGCACCGGUCAGGAGGGUUAAGACUUCUCUCGAUACUGACGACGAGGAAGAGGUUGCCAAACCAGCUGUCAAGGCUUCGGCAAAGCCAGCUGCUAAGCCUGCGCUCAAGAAGAAGCCCGUCAUGGAGUCUGAUUCGGGAGAUGAAGAUGUCGAGAUGUUUGACGCUGCAAAGAUGAAGCCCGUUGCUCAACCCGCCACUACAUCUCGUACCGGACGUGCCGCGACAAGAAAGCCAGUCAAGUACGCUGCAGACUCUGACGAAGAUAUGUCUGAUGACGACCUCGGCGACAUCAGCAAGAUGGUCAAGGAGCUCCCCAGCGCCGCUCCAGGCCGCUCUCUCCUCAGCAACUCGACCCACCGCACCGGCGCAAGCCACGGCAUCAAAUCCUCGCAAGGCAGNAAAGAGAGCGUCGAGCCCGUCGACGACACAGACUGGGCUGAGCUCGCCAAAGGCACACCCGCCAAACCCAUUGCCGCUCAAGCCACCACAGUCGCAGCCUUUUCCGACGACGAAGACGCAAACAUGGAUGACGACAGUAUUCUUCUAUCUACCCGCAAACCGCAACCGCUAAAGACAAUCUCCAAGACUGCUGCAACAAAAUCUACUGCGUCUCCUGCCGCAAAGGCGAAGAAACCAGCAGUCGCACCAGUCAAGACGCUAUCGCCAGCCGCAAAGGCAUACGCAGCCAAGCAAUCCAAAGCCGCCGCUGUUGCCAAGGCACCUGCAUCACGCAAGAAGACAGCACUAGACAGCGAAGACGAAGACGAGGAUCUCGCUAAUGAUAUCUUGAGCGAUGAUGAUGAGGAUAUGGCAUCACCCGCUGUUGCUCCUGCUUCGAGGCCUUCGAGAAGAGCUGCUGCUGCUAAGCCUAAGGCUAAGUACAUCGUUGACGAUGAAGAUGAGGAUGAGAGCGAGGAAGAUUUCGUGGAGGAAGAUGAGGAGGAAGAGACGUUUGAGGAGGAUAGCGAGUAA
Aureobasidium vineae is the source of this 5265-nucleotide messenger RNA. NCBI's taxonomy places the organism in Eukaryota, Fungi, Ascomycota, Dothideomycetes, Dothideales, Saccotheciaceae. The record is from the annotation of a GenBank genome assembly.